Diatraea saccharalis (sugarcane borer) is the source of this 1212-nucleotide messenger RNA. NCBI's taxonomy places the organism in Eukaryota, Metazoa, Arthropoda, Insecta, Lepidoptera, Crambidae. The record is from the annotation of a GenBank genome assembly.
AUGACGUUUUGUAAAACGAAAUGGCAAAUUUUUCUUAUGUUCAUUGUUUAUGUUAAAUCACAGACGAAAGUGGGCGACAGCUGCGUCGAUCAAUUCACAAACACGAUUGGCCGAUGUACAGCAGCUGAGACUUGUGACUCAGCGAGGAGGGAUUUCCAACAAAACGGCAUCAGACCCACAUUCUGCACUUACAGUGCGUUUGGGACAACACUAGUGUGCUGUAGAGACGGCACUAAUAUACUGCAGACUGCCGACCCAAAACCUAUUAGACCAAUAUGGGGUAGUACAUCAAAUAAACAGACGGAUCAAAGAAGAGUCAGUGAAAGAAAAUGUGAAGAAUACAGCAGGGGUGUUGUCGAGAAAGUGGACUUCAUACCUCUGCUCCCAGACCCAGAGACCAUGUCGAUAUCAGCCGCCAAGUGUGAGUAUACCGGCGUCGAGCUGAUCGUAGGAGGCGAGAACGCUAACCAAGGAGAAUUCCCACAUAUGGCCGCGCUCGGCUGGGCCAACUUCGAGGGCGGCUACGACUUCAGCUGCGGCGGUUCCCUCAUCAGCACCAAGUACGUGCUCAGCGCGGGACAUUGCACCAGAAACCCGCGUGCUAGGGACCCCGCCCCCGCCAUCGUCAGGCUUGGUGAUCAGAACAUAGACCCCAGUGUGGUCGACGGGGCCAACCCUAUUGAGGUCCCGAUCAAGAGUACCCUGUCUCAUCCCGAUUACAAACCUCCAAGACGUUACAAUGAUAUAGCCCUGUUUGAACUAGCAUCAGACGUCACGUUCUCAGCUACAAUCAGACCUGCCUGUCUCUGGAGUAGAAGCGACUUGGGAGGUCACAAGAAAGCGUUGGCAACUGGAUGGGGUGUCACCGAUGCAGUGACCAAGCAGACCUCUAAAGAGCUUCAGAAGGUAUCUUUAUCGUUGUUGGACAACAAUCAAUGCGACCAGCUGCUGGUGUCCAGCCGGAACAGGCACUGGGGCGGGUUCCAGCAGUCACAGAUGUGCGCGGGAGAACUUAGAGGCGGGAAAGAUACAUGCCAGGGAGAUUCUGGAUCGCCUCUCCAAGUGACUUCAAAAGACAACCAGUGCAUAUUCCACAUAAUAGGGAUCACAUCUUUCGGCAGAAAGUGCGCUGAGAGCGGCAUGCCUGCUGUUUACACGAGAGUUUCCAGUUACGUAGACUGGAUCGAAAGUGUCGUAUGGCCAGGAGAGUAA